Messenger RNA from Heterostelium album PN500, 2019 nucleotides. Its product is annotated as acyltransferase. Bases 1 to 2019 code for a protein of 672 amino acids. The record is from RefSeq and is a predicted model, not a curated record. The transcript has 2 exons. NCBI's taxonomy places the organism in Eukaryota, Evosea, Eumycetozoa, Acytosteliales, Acytosteliaceae. Gene Ontology annotation, molecular function: acyltransferase activity, transferring groups other than amino-acyl groups.
AUGAAUAAAGUUUAUUUUAUAUUUAUAUUAUCAUUCUAUUUGAUUAAUAUUUGUUUAUCACUUGAAUUAAAUUCAGGUUCAAACAACGUUUCACUACAAUGCACUAAGGAUAUAAAUAGUAUGAUGAGCUUUGCAAAUCUAAUGGAUGAUCUUCAAUUAUGGGCCUACUCAGGAAGAGCUCCAAAUGAUCUUGGAAAUAUUGAUGGAUGUUUGGGACUACCUUCCAAUGUAUCGCAUUAUUGUAUAUAUUCUACAAGUGUUCCAGUUUCACCAAGUAUUAACACCACCUAUAUCAUUGGUCUAUGUAUUCCACCAAGUUGCAAUACUACUGUUGAUAUUUCGAGUGCUCUUACUACUUUUCUAGAAACAAUGUCCAUCAUUGCACCACCAGGAGGCGAUCCACAAUCGAUAUGUUAUUCCGAAAUUGGUCAAUCCUACAAGAAUUGGACAACUGGUGCUUAUGUUGUUCUAGGAGUUUGCAUAUUCUUUGGAGUCUUGGUGUUGGCAGGAACAGGAAUCGAAUUCUAUCAAAACAAUAUCUCUGGAUUACUAAAGAAAGACGAUGACCAAUUUGAAGGAUUAAUAAGUGGUAUCACAAAUAACAAUCCAAUUUCAAUUAGACAAGAUCUAUACGAAGAGAUUAAUGAAACGCCGUUGGUUGUUAAAUUGCUUUUGUCAUUCUCGCUUAUCAGUAAUUAUAAUUCCUUCUUUGGUUCGUCAUCUACAAAACGUCAUUUCGAUACACUCGAUGGAAUUAGAACUAUUUCUACUAUCUGGGUACUAUUGGGUCACUCUCUUCUAUUUGCCAAUUCCCCUGGUUAUGAUAACUUGGCAUAUCUAUACUUAAAAGCCAGAUCCUUCUUUUCAUUCCAAGCAAUUCCAUCUGCCGAGUUUGCCGUCGAUGUUUUCUUUAUGCUAAGUGGAUUUUUAGUGGCACAUUCUUUACUCUCACAUCUCAAUUCAGAGCAAUCGAAAUCACCAUUUUUCUGGUUUAAAUAUGUAAUUCAUAGAAUCAUUCGUUUAUCACCACUCUACUACUUUUUGAUUUUUGUUGAUUGGCAACUGAUGCCACUGUUUGGUACCGGACCGUUGUGGUUCCAAUAUGCCGAGCAGAAGAAUGCAUGCCAAGAGUACUGGUGGACUAACCUGCUGUACAUCAAUAACUUACAUCCAUCUAUCAUGUCCAAAGAGUGUUUCAGCUGGGCAUGGUAUCUUGCCAACGAUAUGCAAUUCUAUUUGAUCGCACCAUUCGUGUUACUGGCAUUCCGUUUCAGAAAAGCAUUUGGAUAUCUCAUUGUUGCUGUACUUUUGGCCAUCUGCUUCACAACAAACAUUUGGUUGACAAUGAAAUUCAAUAUUCCAACUUUCUUUCAAUUCGCAGUGCCAACCACAACCUUUACCACAGAUAUCUAUCAGAAACCAUGGACCAGAAUCGGACCGUAUGCAGUUGGAAUUGCUGUUGCUUUUCUUUAUACACAUGAAACCACCAAGAAGGUGUACGACAAACUCUGGUUUAGAUUGACAGCUUACUCAUUGGCCUUUGGAAUCACCUUUUUCUUCACCUAUAUCCCAUACACCAGUUUCCAAGGAAGUGGUUGGACAAAAGUAGACAAUGCUCUCUACAAUGGAUUUGCACAUACCAUGUUCACAGUUGGUUUGGCAUUGUUCAUGGUGGCGACUUUCUAUGGACACGGUGGACUGAUGUCAGCUUUCCUCAGACUAAAGAUAUUCAACUAUCUAUCGAAACUAACUUACGCCACUUAUCUUGUUCAUCCUAUUGUGCUUUACACCUACUAUUACUCACGUACAACAUUCCUACACUACUCUCCAAUUGAAUUCUCAUGGUUGUUUGCAGGUAACAUCUUAUUUGCAUUCUCGAUUGCUUUUAUCAUUCAUUUAACAAUAGAAAAACCAUUCAUUCAAAUCGAACGUUUGAUCUUCCCGCCAAAAAAACAAAAUUCUUCCCCACCACAAAAAGAAUACCAAAAUUAUUCUUCUUUAUUGAUUCAAAAAGUCUAA